Messenger RNA from Nannochloropsis gaditana CCMP526, 236 nucleotides. RefSeq names its product breast cancer 2 like protein. The transcript has a single exon. The record is from RefSeq and is a predicted model, not a curated record. The annotation marks the transcript as partial.
GGUGUUGUGUUGGGUUUUCAGACGGGCCGUGGACGGCAGGUGGCAGUGUCAGAGGAAGCGCUGGCGAAGGUGAGCCACCUGUUCGAGGAGAGCGGGGGAGGUGGUAGCACCAAGGAGAAUGGAGUGUCGGAGUCGGCAUCGGUGGGUGGCAAUGCUGAUGGAGCUGCGGGAGAUGGUGUUGUGUUGGGUUUUCAGUCGGGACGCGGACGGCAGGUGGCAGUGUCAGAGGAAGCGCU